This is a messenger RNA of Apus apus (common swift), 2045 nucleotides long. RefSeq names its product mothers against decapentaplegic homolog 6-like. NCBI's taxonomy places the organism in Eukaryota, Metazoa, Chordata, Aves, Apodiformes, Apodidae. The transcript has 4 exons. The coding region runs from base 81 to 1121 and encodes 346 amino acids. The record is from RefSeq and is a predicted model, not a curated record. Gene Ontology annotation, molecular function: I-SMAD binding; transcription regulator inhibitor activity. Gene Ontology annotation, cellular component: heteromeric SMAD protein complex. Gene Ontology annotation, biological process: BMP signaling pathway; transforming growth factor beta receptor signaling pathway; SMAD protein signal transduction.
CCCCUGCGGCACGGCCCGAUGCGCAGCCCCGGCUCCUCGCUCCCUGCUCUGCUGCUCGCUGUCGUUGCUGCCAUUGCCCCAUGUUCGGGUCCCGCCGCGCCGGGCUGGUGCGGCGGCUGUGGCGGCAGCGCUGCGUGGCCAGCCCCGACGACAGCCCCGGCGCCCUCAAACCAGCAGCUCACGCGCUCUUCAAGAAGCUGAAGGACGAGGAGCUGGAGCUGCUGGUGCAGGCGGUGGAGAGCCGAGGUGCCUGCGAGGCCGGCUGCGUCUGGGCACCCCGGGGGGAGCUGCGGGGGGCCAAGCAGGGGCUGGCUCCCCAGGUCCUGCUGUGCCGCCUCUACCGCUGGCCCGACCUCCGCCAGCCCCAUGAGCUCAAGCACCUCUGCUACUGUGCGGGGGGCCGGGGGGGCUGCGGGGACACGGCUGCGCUCUGCUGCAACCCCCACCACUUCAGCCGCCUUGCUGCACCCGAGACGCCACCACCCCCAUACUCGAAGGCACCCUGGGGUCCUUCCUGGCCAGAUGAGCCCCAGCACCCUGGCACCCAGCUCCUGGAGUUCAGCUACAACAGUGGGGACUGGCGUGACACCAGCCCCUCACGGAGCACAGUUAAGGAUGGCUACUGGUGCAAACUGGCUUACUGGGAGCACCGGACGCGUGUGGGCCGCCUCUACGCCGUGCACGAGGCGUCGGUGAACGUGUUCUGUGAGCUGCCACGGGGCAGCGGGUUCUGCCUGGGCCAGCUGCCGGCUGCCCACCGCAGCCGCGCCGUCCGGCGGGCGCGCGGCAAGAUCGGCCGGGGGCUGCUGCUGAGCCGGGAGCUGGGCGGCGUCUGGGCCUACAACCGCAGUGACCACCCCAUCUUCGUCAGUUCGCCCACCCUGGGCCCCCCUGGCACCCGCGGGCUUACCGUCCUCAAGGUGCUGCCAGGUUACUCUGCCAAGGUGUUCGACUAUGAGCGGGUGGGGGGGGUGGGAGGGGGGCGGCUCCCAGGGGAGGGGCCCUGCGACCUCCACAGUGUCCGCAUCAGCUUCGCCAAGGGCUGGGGACCCUGCUACUCCCGGCAGUUCAUCACCUCUUGCCCCUGCUGGCUCGAGGUCCUGCUCAACCGGCCAUGCUGAGGGUCUGGGGGUGCCAGGGAGGUACCAGGAAGCACCCCAAGGUGAGUGCAAGUUGGGCACAAGUUGGGGAGCCACUUCACUGCCACCCCAGCCUUCCAGGGUUGAGGCGCAGUGGGGUCAUCCUGGCCAAGGAGACCCUUGCUAGGACCUUCUGCCUCUGCCCUGUGGGGGGUCCAGUGCCUCCCAUGCCUGGCUCACCACCCGGCCAGCACCCACCGCCACCAGCCGUGGGUCUCUCUCUGAGGCAGGGCACUAUUUAAUCUCUUUAUAUCUUAUUUUAUUAUUUUAUUUUAAUGGUUAAAUUUAUUUUAAUUCAUCUUAUUUUUGUAAAAAAAGCAAAGCAGGAUGUAGGAGUCCUCUCCCAUACUAUAAGUGGCCAAGGCCAGGCCAGAGGGGGCAGCCAGGGCAGGGUGUGCAGGAGCCAGAGGAGGCCAGGGACCCGGGGAGGCAGAUCCCCAGGGCAGUGGAGGAGGCUGUGGGGUCAGGGGGGCAUAGCAGGUGUGGGGGGGGAACUGGAGGUUGCUGGGACAUGGGGGUGUGGUGUCAAGUGAGCACAACUGUAUCAGUGUGGGGCUGGUGAGCACAGGUGGAAUGUGGGGCAGGUGAACAAAGCUGGAUGGGUGAGGGGGCAGGUGAGCAGAGCUGGAUAGGAGAGGCAAGUGAGCACGGCUUGAUGGGUGUGGCACAGGUGAGCACAGCUGGACAAGUCUGGGGCAAGUUCUGGGCCAGGGACCUGCCCCCCCGGUGGGUGUGGGGCAGGGGACUCCCCCGGCUGCCUACUGCCCGGGGACCGAGGUGCUGAUCAGGAGCUGAACUCGGGGCUGGUCCAGGCCCCCCGUGGGCGCGCGCAGCCUUGGGGUUCCCGGGGUGCCCGGGUGCACCCCCUGUGUGUAACUCCAAUAAACGGUGCCCGUGGCCCCGGUG